UCUAUAAACCUAUAAUACCAAUUAUAUAUUCAACGUAAUAUCAUAGUUAUUGAUUAAGUUUUAUUCUAUUACCUCAAUUAUUUAUGAUUACAGUGUACGAAAUGCAAGAAUAAGAACUAAUUCACUAACUAUUUGAUUAUUUCCCUUGUUCAUCCAUUAAUUUAUUGAUUGGAUUACAUUUGAAACUGGCGGAGUUCACAGGUUACAUGCUAUGUAUCUACAUUCACCAGCUACUACAAUUACUUCAACUAACAGCAGUAAUACAUCUACUAACAUUACAAAUACAAAUACUACUAGUUGUUUGACAGUAACAUCUAAUCAUAUUGACCCAUUGAAAUUGGAUAUAAUGAACAGUAUGAGUAAUCCAGCUUGUUGUAUACCAUCAAAUAAUAUGAUUCAACCACCUCCAACUAUACCUAAUCAUGGAUUAACUAGUCUACUAUCAAAUGUAGCAUCCAAUUUAUCAGCUCAUCAAAAUCAUCAGAACUUUUUAAAACCAUCUCUAGUUCCUACUGGACGAACAUCAAAUGCUCAACUAUUACAAUUAUUACGUAAUGUUACUUCUUCGUUACCAUCAUCUACUGUUUCACAUCCAAUAUCUCCAAAGAAUACAAGAAAUACACCGGUAUUAUUAAGUGACAAUACUCAUAGUAUAUCUGAUUCCACAGCUCAACUACCAACAAUAUCAACAGUUACAUCGAAUACAAUUUCAGGUACGGAUUAUUUAUCUUAUAAUAAUGAUCAGUCACUCAAUUUAAAUUCACAAUCAAACAGAACCUCAUCCAAUCUUUCAUCUAUGAAUGAACCUAGUCUACUGCCGGAUUUUGAAACGUUACUCACUAAUUCCAAUCAAAAUAUGAGUGAUUUUAUUUAUUGUUUAGUUCAAUCAAUUCUAUUCAAUCAUACAAAUACUAGACAAAAAGUUAAAUUCAAGAAAGAAACACCUUCAUUGGAUUCAGCCGCUUUGCUAUCGCUUCUUUCUGGGACAGGAAAUUUAAAUCCCUCUAGUUGUUCUACUGGUUUACUCACAAAUCCUUUAAAUCCUCUGGGUACUUUAUCUUCUGAAAUAGAUGGUGCUAAUUCCAAUAUUCAUUUACGUCAAGUCUUGGAGUCGUUAAUCAGUUUAUCAGUUUCUCCUUCUGGAUUUGAUCAGUCUUCUCACAAUUUAUUGUCUAACGAUAUGCUUGACAGUGGAUCAUUAAGUCAAACCUUUCAACAGUUGGCUAGUUUAUCUAAUCGUAAAGCAACAACUGCAGUCCCGAAAGUAUCUCCUUCCGGUCAAAUUUUACCUAAUGAAAGUAGUAACAGUACAAAUCCCCCAGGCAAUCUUUCAUUUGAUCUUCUUGCCCAAUUAUCUGCUGCGGCGGCUACAGCCGUAACUCCUCCGCCUCCUAAUAUUCUAAAUCAACUUGGAAAUUUGGCAGCUGAUGGAUUUAAUCCAAUCUUCCCAACUGAUGAAAGUUUAUCAUCCGCUCUACAGAAUCUUUUAUUCAAACAAAUGUUGAGUGUGAAUACAGGAUCAAGUGCUUAUUCAUCUUCCCUUGGAUCAGGAAGAAAUUCCUCAUCUCAAUCGGGACAACAUACUAGUUUAAACGAUUGUCGAUCUAUGAAUAAUGAUGAGUCUAAUUGCAGUGCAGAAAAGUUAAUUCCACCAACUUAUUCUUUGGCUCCAAAUUUUUUAUCUCUUCAUUCUCCGAAUAGUACUAGUAACUGUAGUAAUAAUAACAAUCCUCGUAAUUCAUUUGUUCGACCAUCUUCAAGAAUAUCACCUGAACCUAUUACAUCAGCUUCUAGCCCACCCUCUACAUCAUCUACACCAUCUUUCAUUUGCCCUAAUCAAUCUAAUCCCCCUACUGGAGAAUUUUAUCCUCCAAAUGAAACUGUGGCAUCGUCACCUAAUUCUCUACUUUUAAAUGGUUGUACUAAUGUAGGUACAUCUCCUAACACUGCAUUGAAUAUGAAUCAGACAGCUGUAAAUUUAUCAAAUGAUAACCAAUCAUGGGAACCAUGUAAAGUUUGUGGAGAUAAAGCUUCAGGACGACAUUAUGGUGUUGUAUCAUGUGAAGGAUGUAAAGGAUUCUUCAAACGUUCUAUUCGAGGACAUGUUAGCUACGUAUGUCGUAGUGAACAAAAUUGUCUUGUAAAUAAAGCCUAUCGAAAUCGUUGCCAAUAUUGUCGAUUACAAAAAUGCUUAGCCGUUGGCAUGCGUUCAGAAGCUGUGCAAAAUGAACGUAGACCUACAAAUACAUUUGCGUUGAAUUUUUUAAAUGACAAUGUCGGUAAUUCAAAUAAUACAACUACUGGCGGUUCACCUAAUCCUAAUAGUAACAAUAGUACAUCUACUGCUUCGAUUACUUCUACAACAACAAUAACAACCUCAACUGCCGCCGCUGCUAAUAAUAAUAGUAAUAAUAAUAAUAAUAGCAGUCACACUUCAACAUUUGGAACAUCAAUCACAAAUGUUCGUAACAAUUCACCGCAGUCUCAACAAAUAUUGUGUAAAAUUGAAUCGAAUUCCCAAGAAUUGGAGGAUGAGCACCAUCAUGAUAAUCAUUCAGAAUUUAUAACACAGAAAUCUGAGGAAAGUCAAUCAUCAUCUCAUAGUUCCCCAUUUGGUUCAUCUCGUUCACUGCCAGUAACGUCGUCAGUAACGACAACAGUGGGGUUAUUAUCAUCAUCAUCAUCAUCGCUGGGGUUGGCUUCAGGAGGCAUAGGAUCGAAGCAUUCAGAUGAUAAUCACGUCACAGGAAUCACUAAAAACUCUGCUUUAAGCGAUAUUUCAUCUUCAUCGUCAUCGUCUUCUUCUCAUUCAGCUACAGUAGCAGAUGUUGAAAUCAAUGAUUCCAAUAAUGCAUCUUACUUACAACAGGAUAUUAAGCCUCCUAUUACUCAAACUUCAUUAGGAUUAAAAUUUACGCCGAAUUUAUGUAGCUCACCUCAAGUUACAUCACAUUCCCUUCAACAGCCUCCUACUGUAUGUAUAUCCACUUCAGCUUCAUCUUUUACUCACCAACGCUCAACAUCUUCAGUGAAUAGCAGUAAUGUUAAUAAAAAUAGUACAGCUUAUGCUAAUGCACUACCCCCAUAUGGUAAUAUGCCAGAAGGUUGUCAUACAACUAGUCACAUUGAUUCAGACUGUGGGAUUGCCAAUUUCAGCCGUUCUAUGAAUCGAAACACUCUUCUUAGUUCACAGCUUUUUAAUAUACCUGAUAAUAAACGAGGCGCAACUCAAGAAUCUUAUUCUCGGCGAAUGACUUCGUUCUCGAACACACCAUGUUCAUCUUCAACAACUGUGUCUAAUCAACAAGAAUCUUUGCCAAUUUUCGAUGAUACAGGUGGAUUGAAUUUGAAUGAAUUCACUAAAUUAGCUUUGAGCAAUAUAAAUUCCUUGCAAUCAACAUCGUCAUCUUCAUCUAAUCAACAAGGACGUAAUUUAGCUGCACUGUACACUUAUUGGUUAGCUGCUGCAACUGCAGCUGGAUCUUUAAAUACUUUACAUCAUCAACAGAAUGAAAAUCAUCAUCAUCAACAACAACAACAACAACAACAACAACAACUACAACAACAGAAUCAUUCAAUGCAUUUAUCUACUUCAAAUCAAAAUUUCAAUCCACUCGACAUAAAAACAUCAUUAUCACCAUUGAAAACAUCACAAUCUCCAAUUGUAACCACAUCAACAACUAUUGGUUCCAGUCAAAAUUCUACAUCACAAUUCAAUAUGAAAACACAUUCAAACAGUGUAUUAGGACAACAUUGUAAUUUAGAAAAUCAACUACUUAUUAAUGGUUUAAAUCAUUCGUCUAAAUCAGCAUUAUUAUCUACUGUAAACAAUCAUACAGAUGCUUUAAAUAUGUUAAUGUCAAUUAUGUUAAAUUCAUCAGAUCAUAUUGGUGGAUUGAAUAAUUUCACUGCAUUGACAGAUGCAAUUAAUUCAACGGCAGCAAAUUUACAAAAAGCACCAGUCAGUCAUCAAUCUCGUCAACAAAAUCCUUUCAUGCCUCAGCAUCAUUCUUAUCAACAACAUCAAUUACAAAUGGGCUCUUCAAAUUCUCAUCGAUCAUCCACUUCACCGAAUACAUUUGAAAUGCCUAUUCCUCCUCAUACAGCAUCUUCUUGCUUAUCGGCUUCAUUAUUUGGACUCAAUAACAACGUGCCAACCAUUAAUAACAAUAAUAAUAAUAAUAAUAGUGUCAUGCAUACCGUUACUAAUAAUAAUCCAUCAUUUAUACCAGCACCUCCACCGAUCAAAUCAACAAAUUUAAUCCAACUAUUGUGCAAACGUACUUCAAAUAGUCAAACAAAUACUUUAAUCGAUACUGACACAAAACCUAAGAAUGGUCCUUGCAGUAGUAUGGUUGCUACUACCACUAGUACUACUACUACUAGUACUAGUACCACUAAUACUAAUGUUAGAGGAAGACGAAGUAGUAAUAGUAGCACUGUAAACAAUAUUGAAGAGAAUGAUCAUGAUUCUAGUGAACAACUAAUCAAUACUGAUCGAGAUGUAAAUGGUCAUUUAUUGCCGAAAAAGUUUGAUCUUACUUCAUCAUCCGAUGUAACAACAGUAUUACGACCAGACAAUGAAUCACUGAAUUAUCCAUCUCCAAAGAAAGAGGAAACAAAUUGGUCAAGAAGUCGUAAACGUAAAAUGCAUUACUCAUAUCCUUCCGAUGUUAACAUUAGCGCUAAAUCAAUUCGUCGACGAACACAAAGUAGUAAUUCAUUUCAAUCGGGAACAAAUAAUUCUACUGGAUUGAUCGAUACACGAGAAACAUAUGAAGAUGAUGAUGAUGAGAAUAGAAUAACAGAAAAUGUUUCUGAACAUACUAAAUCUCCAGAUAAUUCUAGACCUAAUAGUCCUUUGGUUGGACCAGUUUUAUUGAAUUCAAUGUUUGAUUUAAAUGCUCAUGUUUUUAAAGCAUAUCAGGAUAACACUAACAAUCGAUCUCUCAGUAUAUCAAGUGAACUAGCUUCACGAGUUCUAUUUCUUACUGUGGAUUGGUUACGUCGAUUUGAUGGUUUAAAACGUCUACCAAUUGGUGUUCAACGUGAUUUAGUGGCUAUUUCUUGGUCUGAUUUGUUUGUACUUGGAUUAUGUCAAGCAGCUGAUCAAGUUAAUCGUUCUCAGAAUCAUAAACCAUCAAAUCAAGAAUCAAAUGAUUCACAAUCAACAAAUAACUUAUGUACACAGAACGAUAUUAAUUCUACAAGAGCUAAACAAAUCUCAGGAGAACAACAAACAAAUUCUCCCUGUGGUACUACUACUACUGCACCAACUAAUUCAUUUAAAUCAAAUAAUUUUGACGCGUCAUCAUCAUCAUCGUCACACAUUUCACCUGGCAAAGAAUCAAUGGAUACUUCAUGCCUAAAAACAAAUUGUUCAUCAUCUUCGGCUGUGAUAGAAUUAGUGGAACAAUUGAUGAAGCAGUUUUCUGGAGCUGAAGUUGAUACACAUGAAUAUACUUAUCUUAGGUGUAUGGUUAUACUUAGCUCCGGUCGUUUAUGUAUUAAUGCAAGAGAUGCUAGUUUAGCCAAACAAAUUACUGAAAUGGAAUCACGUGUAUUAAGCGAGUUUUCUGAAUUCUUGUCUACACGUGCAGCAGCAUCUACAACAGGCACUGGUUCGCUUUCAUCGAAAAGAACAAAAAGUGUUAUUAAAAGAGUUCUUAUAUUGACACAAUUAUUAUCUACACUACGUUACUUAGAUCCAAAAGAUUUAGAAGAAGCAUUCUUUUCAAAUUUGCUUGGUUCUGUAUCGAUCGCUCAGAUCCUUCCCUACUUACUAGAGUCAAAUGAGCUAUUUACUCAAAGUCAAUUGGUAAUGAAUUCAUGCCUGUUGGAUAAUUCUCUGGUUUACAAGUCCGGUCUAAAUCACGUCAAAUCCCUUAACAAGCAAGUUUCGAGGUCUGGUUUAGAAGAUAAUGUGCUGAAUUUCACCGGGGAUUCUGUCCCAAAUACUAUGAUGGAGAAAACUGAUAAUCCUUCUUCGUUGUACCAUCCUGACCAAACGUCUCCACAGAGCAGACUAGGUUCUUGUGCGAUCACAACCGCAGGCAUCGAGCCAACCAAUCAAGACACAGAACCGACAAAUAGUGUGUCGUUUGCGAACAAUGAGACAGAUGACUCAGCUUAGGAAUCAAAGUUAGGAUACACAAUAUUUGAUCAUGGCUGAUGAGGUAGUUUCCCUCCUAUAACGUCUUUCUUAUCAAACCACAUCAAAUUUGAAAGGACUGACAAGAUAAAGCGCCUUAUUGCUUUCAGCGCCAUUCCGUUUCAAAGAUUACCGCUUAUUGUUAAGUUCUAUGCUGAAAACAAAUAUUUGAAGUGGUUUUACAUGACAUACAAAUAGAUUAUAUUUAUCAAACUAUGCACCAGCGAUUUUCUGUGCUAGUAUAAAAAGUGUGAUUUUAAUGUUCAUCUUAUUCUGGAGAUCUUUUCAGUAGUUAUAAAAAGGCGAAAUUUGUACAUUUUUUUAACUUUUGGCUUACAGACAGAAUGAGGUUUGUAGUUACUAACACACUUUCCAAUUUAUACACAUUAUACAUUCAGUCUUCAAAUAAUAUACAGCUACCUCAUCUCUCUGUACACCAGGUUUAUUAGUGUCGUUAUUCUUGUUUCAUGUUGCUGAUGAUGCAAAACAUAAACAAAAAUAUAAAUUUCGAAGAUCCUCUUAGUCAUUCCGACAAUUUACUUAUAUAAAUAUAUAUAUACAUUCACCUAUAAAUAUGUAUACAUGAACCUACUUUUCACAGCUUUUAUUUCCUUGUCCCGUUUAAUGAUUUCAGAUUAUUUAUUUGUCAUGAACACAAAUCAUAAAUUUGGCGAAGCUUUUUUUAUUAUCUAUAUAUUUGUUGUCUUGCUUAAAUGACUUUAAUACCUACUGAUAAUGAUUUCAAACUACUGAUAUAAUUUCUAUUCACUGAACUAUUGUGUAUUAAUUGAAAAUUGAGAGCAAAAACAAUGAUGAUAAUUGUUAUUGACGGACUAAGAGCGCCACCUCUUGAUUUUGUGAUUUAAAUCUAACUCAACUAAUUUAUGCGUACACAAACAUUAUAUAAAUACAGUAAUUAGCGGAUCAGGAACUCGGGGUACUCUUAUACUUUAAUUGCUUUCACCUUUUACUAUUUUCUAUGCCUACAAAAAUCCAUAAUGUAUUUAACUAUUGUUGUGUGAUAUCUUGAAUAUGGAAUUAACAUUUUACUUCUCUUUCUAUCUUGUUUUUGUUUUGUGCCUGUGUUCCAAAUGUAGAUGUGUUAAUAACCGUGAUUUAAAUAUUAAAAUAAUAUUGUAA
Messenger RNA from Schistosoma turkestanicum, 7291 nucleotides. Lineage: Eukaryota; Metazoa; Platyhelminthes; Trematoda; Strigeidida; Schistosomatidae. The record is from the annotation of a GenBank genome assembly.